Molecule: messenger RNA, 360 nt
Organism: Stegodyphus dumicola
Lineage: Eukaryota; Metazoa; Arthropoda; Arachnida; Araneae; Eresidae
Source: RefSeq, a predicted model, not a curated record
AUGUUUGACAAAGUUGGAGCUGGUGUGUAUUCAGAGCCGUUUGCCUUUUGCUCUUUUCUUGGUCCAUUUCAGACCAAUUCCGAUGGAGAACUAGAGACAAUUAGAGUUGCAGCUGAACAAAUUAUUGUUAGAACAAUUCAACUCACUCAAAAAGAUUGUCCCAGUCAACCAUUCAAGCGAUUUCCGCACAUAAUAAAUUCUGUGGAAUCAAAAAUUAUUGAAUCUUACAGAAGAAGAAGAAGUCUUCUAGCCUCAAAAGAGAUGGUCGUUGUCUUACAGUGGAUCCCGGAUCAUGUUCUAAUUACUGACAAUGAGUGGGCUAAUGAAAUACAUAAAAAGGGACUGAAAUUUUACAAUUAA